Messenger RNA from Salvia splendens (bonfire salvia), 3123 nucleotides. RefSeq lists its product as uncharacterized. The record is from RefSeq and is a predicted model, not a curated record. Lineage: Eukaryota; Viridiplantae; Streptophyta; Magnoliopsida; Lamiales; Lamiaceae. The transcript has 6 exons. Bases 288 to 3011 code for a protein of 907 amino acids.
CUGACUACCUGAUGUCUUGUUUUGUUCCAAACACACAAUUCACCCUUUUUUUCAAAUCAACACUGUCUCUCUCCUGCUCCGUGAGAUUGAAUUUCAAAAUCCAUCUCCGCUUCUCGUUCAACGUCCCAGAUCUUUACCUCUACUCUCAUUCUGUACUUCUCAAUUAAUGCUCUGAUGUUUCUGACUAUAAAGAUUCAAGCUUUGUACGGAUUCUUAUUCACAGUAGUGAAGUGAAGAUUUUGGAUAUGAGCUUUUCAGAGAAUUUUAUGCUGGAGUGAAGAACUAAAAUGGAGGUUGAGAAGCGAGGAAAGGGAGGCUUUCUUCAGUUGUUCGAUUGGAAUGGUAAAUCUCGGAAGAAGCUCUUCACUACCAAACCUGAUCUGCCUGAGAGUUCGAACCAUGGAAAGGAUAGUUGUCAUGGUUCAGUCAUUGCACGACGUCAGCUGGUGCUUGAAAAAUCCUUCCAACUGAAUGCCACAUGUGACAAUGAUUAUCCUUAUUCUUCGUUAGCUAGUGGCGACUCAGAACAGGGAUCAAAAGCACCUGGGGUUGUCGCACGUCUUAUGGGACUGGAUUCUUUGCCGACUUCAAAUGUUAAUGAACCUUGUUCUAAUCCAUUUCCUGAGUCCUAUUCAUUUAGAGAUUCUAGUUACUUAAUGGCCGCUCCUGCAUUUCAUGGUGAACAUGAUAUUGUAAUCUUUGAGAGUGUGCGCAAUAAGUUGGAUGGAUCUAGUCGUAAUCCUUUGGACCUGAGGUUGCAAAAGGUGCAGAAUCGACAUAUAGAGAGGUUUCAAAGAGAGAUACUGCCUCCCAAAUCUGCUAAGCCCAUCUCUGUUACUCAUAACCGGCUCUUGUCUCCUAUCAAAAGUCCCGGAUUCAUUCCACCUAAAAAUGCUGCUUACAUAAUUGAGGCAGCUUCCAAGAUUAUGGAGCAGAGUCCAAGGUCAACCACUAAAGGCAAUUUCUCAUCACUUGGGUUACCUUCUGGACCAUUUAGAGUUCGGGAUUUGAAGGAGAAAAUGGAGUCUGCUCACCGAUCUUCUCAAUCAGCUGGUGCAUCCCACAGGGGGAAAGAGGAAAAUUCUAAAAAUUUCAAGAAACAACUUAAUGCUCGGGGUAAAGGUCGAUUAGAAGAAAGUUAUCAGUAUAAGGGAUCUGAAGAAUCCAAAAGGGCAAGUUUGCAAAGGCCAAAGAAUAAUGAAAAGCCAGUUUCUCUUGGAGUUCAGGCAAAAUCCAACUUCCACAGAAAAGAUGGGACAGCUUCUUCUGGUAGCAAAAGUUCUGAGAAGCAAAAAGAACACAAUGAAUGUGUAACUAGGGAUAUAGAACAUGACCAAAAGAAAGUGGAAAAGCAAAGUUCAUCAAGAAGGCCAUCUGAUGCGCUCAGGUUGAAUAAUCAGAAGCAAAAUCGUGCCUCAGGCAAAGAUGAUGCAAAUUUUGAACCUUCUUGUUCCCAGCCCAAGGAAAGACAAGAAUCAAACAUGUCUUCCAAUAACAAUAAUGGGCGGACUAACAGGAAUGUCACUAAAAUUGUUGUCAAUAAUGUGGUGACAUCUAGAAAGACAAAUUUUGUGGCUGCUGAUCCUGGAAAGGAGGUUUCUUCGUUGAGAGCAAAGACAACUUCAAAGAAAAGAUUACCUAUGAAUAGGAAUGUUCAGUCUAGUGGAGGUGUUGCUCAAAAAGUUAUGACCAUGAAAGAUGAAAAAUCUAUAAAAUGUAAUGUUGCCUCUGAAGGUGAUUCUAAAUGGGAUGUUAUUGACAAGAAAAAUAGUUUUGAUGUCGUGUCAUUCACAUUUACAUCUCCAAUCAAGAAGUCUGUUGGAUCUAGUUCAAGUGCUGCAAUCUUGGAAGCAACUAGCUCGUCUUCUCCCAGUUACGAGCCUUGUGUACACGGAUCUGAUUUAAGAAGUUCUGCAGCGUCCUCUUCAGGGUUAAAUGUUAUAGGCGGAGAUGCUUUAAGUGUACUUUUGGAACAAAAACUUCAAGAAUUGACUUCUAGGGUUGAGUUUUCCCAGAUCGACAUGCAAGGAUCAGCUUCUUUGUCCAGUAAUAACUAUGGAAACAUGAGUCCUGCAGUUAACUUGGUGGAGUCCCUGCCCAUGGAUAAUGGUAUAUGCAAAAAUAAACUAGAAGCCCAGGAUGCAUCCGAUUGUGCUUCUGCUGAUGAACUUUGGCUCCAAGCUGAACAAGCAAGCAAGGGGCUAAGAUACUUUGAAGGGGCUGGUGAUAGUAACAGUCAGAGACACCUGUACUUGCAAGGGUCCACUUCACUCUCAAGUCAGCCGUCUCUGUCAGGAGCUAGUUGUGACUCAUUUGAUUUUGGCAGAAGCUCAAGCAUUGAAGGUCCAAUGGAGUGUUCAUCACUUGACUUGUGUGAAGGAAUGAAUUGGAGAUCUACUAGGAAGCAGCCCCACAUAACUGAAAUCGAUCCAGAAAUAUCAGAUACCGCCUCCUCACUGUCUGUUGGGGUUAUGUCUGAAACUGUUUCUUCCAGUCUACAUGUGGUAGUCUCAAAAGAUUCUUCAAACUGGGAACUAAAAUACAUGGAGGAUAUUCUUAGCCACACAGAAUUCUUGCUGGAGGAGUUCUGUCUGGGACAAGCUCACAAAAUCGUAUCUCCUGACUUCUUCGUGCAGCUGGAGAAUCAAAUGAUGGAGUCGUACAAAACCAUGGAAGAAAAUGUGCUAGAACGUAGAGUAUUGUUCGACUGUGUGUGUGAAUGCCUGGAACAGAGAUGCGGGCGGCUUCUUGCUGGCGGUCGCGAGUUCUGGGCAAAGCAGAUGGCGGUGUUACAUAGAAGGCAAUGGAUGGCAGAUGAUUUGUACAGAGAAAUAUGGAGGUGGACGAACUCAGAGGAGCUGAUGGUGGACGAGCUCGUGGACAAAGAUAUGAGCUCGAAGAGUGGGAAAUGGGUGGACUUUGAAGUUGAGGCAUUUGAAGAAGGUGUAGAGAUGGGAAAUAGGAUACUAACUUGUUUAAUAGAUGAAUUGAUCGAUGAUUUCUUCUUGUGAUUUUGCCUAUUUUAUGAUUCUUUCUAACUUUGUGGUUUGUUUGUGUCAAAAAUCAUGCAAACUAAUUGUAAGCCUAAUUCGAGAUACUUGAAAAAAAUCCGUUUAUAGUAAA